UCUCGUGGAAUGGCAGAGGAGGAGUUGCUUCAAAGGGGAUUAGGAUACUGAUGAGUAGGGUUCAAAACUGCAGCCCGGUCACCCAGUCCAUGCAAGGUAAGCCAUACCUCCUCUCUUUUCGUUGCUUCCUUCUGUGUUGUCCCUUCUGAUCCAACUUAUGCGUGAGGUGGGCUGUGAGUGUGUUGAUGACUGAAAGCGGGCUUUCUCUAGUGAGACCUCCACAUCCCACUGGGCACGCACUGGUCGAUUCAACGUUGUUGUUUCCACAUUUCAACGAAGUUAUGUCGAUCCAACGUGGACCAGAUGUUAAAUUGACGUCCGUGCCCAGUGGGAUUCCUCUCUGUUCACACUAAGGGUUAGCUAUUAUUCAGUAGCGGAAAGUGAGGGGGAGGGUUGGCAAGUAGGGAGGGGUUAGUCUCGUGAAAAUGUGCGUGCGCUGGUGUGUGAGACGAACUGUGCUGGAAGGUGUGGAACAGUUUUAUGGCGAGAGAGGUGCCAUCAAGAAGGAUAAGUGUAAGUGAAGAAAAGGAAGAAUAUCUCCAUCCUGAUUGGAGACUGACAAGCUUCAGAUGAUGUUGCUGAGCCUUCUUUCUGGUUUGAUCAUGGGAGCGGCUGUCCUCUUUGUUCUUUACCGCUGGGUGAUCCCCAUGGCUGUGCAGUAUCAUGGAGGACUGGCACUACUGUGGCAUGAUGUCAUCGUGGAGCGUGCACUGGACACCUUGACCCGGACUUCACGUCCUCAACGUAUUCUGAAGGCAGUGCAGACCAAAGCCACUGUAGGAGACCCCCAGAGUGUGAUCACAGCCAUCGACCACUUCUGCAGACAUAGAGAAUGGGCCAUGAAUGUGGGGGAUGAGAAAGGCUCCAUUCUGGACUCGGUGGUCAAUGAAGUGAGUCCAGUCACUGUCUUGGAGUUAGGCACUUACUGUGGCUACUCAACAGUACGCAUAGCCCGCCUAUUACCCCCUGGAGCCUGUGUCAUUACCUUGGAGUUCAACCCAGAUUAUGCUGCCAUUGCUCGUCAAGUCAUCAAAUGGUCAGGACUGGAAGAUAAGGUGCAGCUAGUGGAGGGAGCCUCAGGAGACUGGAUCCCUUGGAUGAAGGAGCAUUUCGGGGUCCAGGCGUUUGACUUAGUUUUCCUGGACCACUGGAAAGAGCGCUACCUUCCUGACACAAAACUGCUGGAGGAGUGUGGUCUCAUACAGAAAGGCACAGUGCUGCUGGCAGACAAUGUAAUCUGCCCAGGAACCCCUGACUAUCUGGAGUACGUCCGUAACAGCCCUCACUACAACAGCCAGUACUACAGAUCCCACCUGGAGUACACCAAAGUAGAGGACGGCUUGGAGAAGUCUGUGUUCUUAGGGUACUAGCCAAACAUUGAACCUCUUGUUUUAAAACACUGUAACUCUCUUUGUAAUGUAUUUUUUUGUUUGUUUCAAUUUUAAGCACUGCCUUACAUGUGAGUUAUGACAUACUGUAACUUACUGUGGUAAGCAUUUCUUUCCCUGUAUAAUUUAUCUAAAGUAAACCGAUAUGUCUUUGAAAAGUA
This is a messenger RNA of Oncorhynchus mykiss (rainbow trout), 1549 nucleotides long. Its product is annotated as catechol-O-methyltransferase b. Gene Ontology annotation, biological process: dopamine metabolic process; catecholamine catabolic process; developmental process. NCBI's taxonomy places the organism in Eukaryota, Metazoa, Chordata, Actinopteri, Salmoniformes, Salmonidae. The record is from RefSeq and is a predicted model, not a curated record. Gene Ontology annotation, molecular function: catechol O-methyltransferase activity.